CCCUAGCGGGGCGUGAACCGGAAGUGUAAGCGUCCUGCUUCUCCCCAGCUAGGCGGAACCUGCACUGCUGGGCCCAACGGCUGCAGAAGAACUUUCUCCCGCCCGAACCGUAGCCGCGGCCCGCAGUCUCGCCCGCUCGGCGGCCUGAGGCGCGUCGUUCUCUCGUGUCCCCUCGUCGGGCCUAAUCGCCGCUUCUGCCCGGCCGGCCGGCCCGCCCCGCUGCAGUCAUGUGCGACAAGGAGUUCAUGUGGGCCCUGAAAAACGGAGACUUGGANGAGGUGAAGGACUAUGUGGCUAAGGGAGAAGAUGUCAACCGGACACUAGAAGGUGGGAGGAAGCCUCUUCACUAUGCUGCGGAUUGUGGGCAGCUUGAAAUCCUGGAAUUUCUGCUGCUGAAAGGAGCAGACAUUAAUGCUCCAGAUAAGCAUCAUAUUACCCCUCUUCUGUCUGCUGUCUAUGAGGGUCAUGUUUCCUGUGUGAAAUUGCUUCUGUCAAAGGGUGCUGAUAAGACUGUGAAAGGCCCAGAUGGACUGACCGCCCUUGAAGCCACUGACAACCAGGCAAUCAAAGCUCUUCUCCAGUGAUAGAUGGAUGGACGGACUAAUAACUUGGGAAGGAUGACUCUCCUGUGGCCUCACACUGCUGCCUGUCUGUCUGUCACUUUCUAUCUGCCAGCUUCUUCAGCUAAAUACUUUAAGAGGGUGAAGGGAGAGAGAAAUUCAUAACAAAUCAGACUGCC
Molecule: messenger RNA, 739 nt
Organism: Mus pahari (shrew mouse)
Lineage: Eukaryota; Metazoa; Chordata; Mammalia; Rodentia; Muridae
Gene: Mtpn
Product: myotrophin
Exons: 4
Coding region: 228-584 (118 amino acids)
Biological process (GO): regulation of barbed-end actin filament capping
Cellular component (GO): cytoplasm; nucleus
Molecular function (GO): protein binding
Source: RefSeq, a predicted model, not a curated record